CGGGGCCAAAGACUUUUCUACUUACGGAACAUACCCAGGAGAUGCCGCCAUUUGUCCUGUUUUAAAAACAUUUCUUGCAUUACAGCAUAGCUUUAAAUGUCAACGUAUACUCAUUCAUGAGGAGGUUCUAGAGCUGAGAAGCCUUCUGACUAGAUGUGGAACUACAGUAUCUUCAAGGAAAAAACGGCAACGUCACGAACAAGCCAAUCCCAGAGCUCGAGCUGCCUCCCGCUGCCUCCUUCACCCCGCCCCCGCCCCGCCCCCGCCCCUCAAGCCUUCUCCUCGCUGCUGCCAGUCCAGCGAAAGCGGCCCUCCCUCCUGUCGUAUCUGACACACACACACACACACACACACACACACACACACACACACACACGCACGCACGCACGCGCGCGGAGUCCAAACUCCCAGAAAAGCCCUGCUGAAUCCAUCCUCACAGCGUCUGUCAGCAUGGGGAGCGCUUGUUUUUCCCGGGACGUUUGUUUGUUUGUCCUGCUCAUAAAUACUUGCAGGGUGAUGGGGAAUGUCGGACUCGCAGAUGUAGAUGAAUGCGCGGAGGGUUCUGACGAUUGCCACAUCGACGCCCUGUGCCAGAACACACCAAAGUCCUACAACUGCAUCUGCAAGCCGGGCUACAAAGGAGAUGGCAAGGAGUGUGAGGACACGGAUGAGUGUGAAAACGAUUACAAUGGGGGCUGUGUCCAUGAGUGCAUCAACAUACCAGGAAACUACAGGUGCACCUGCUACGAUGGAUUCAUGCUCGCCCACGAUGGACACAACUGCCUCGAUGUAGAUGAAUGUCUGGACAACAAUGGUGGAUGCCAGCAAGUGUGUGUUAACACCAUGGGGAGCUAUGAGUGUCAAUGCACGGACGGCUUCUUCCUCAGUGACAACCAGCAUACCUGCAUUCAUCGUUCUGAUGAUGGGAUGAACUGCAUGAACAAGGACCACGGCUGUGCCCACAUCUGCAGAGAAGCGCCGGGCAAAGGCGGGGUGUCCUGUGAGUGCCGCCCUGGCUUUGAGCUGGCGAAAAACCAGAAAGACUGCACAUUGACUUGUAACUAUGGAAAUGGAGGUUGCCAGCACAUAUGCGAAGACACAGAGACAGGGCCGGUGUGCGCCUGCCAUCAGAAAUAUGCCCUGCACUCGGACAGCAAGACCUGCAUUGAGAAAGAUGAGGCUGCAAUUGAGAGCUCUGAGUUCAAUGCCACGUCACUAGCUGAUGUGGACAAGCGGGUGAAACGGCGGCUACUUAUGGAGACCUGUGCUGUGAACAAUGGUGGCUGCGACCGGACAUGUAAAGACACUGCCACAGGGGUGCGCUGCAGCUGCACCGUGGGAUUCAACCUACAGCCUGACGGCAAAACCUGCAAAGACAUCGACGAAUGCCAAGAAAACAACGGCGGGUGUGAUCAGUUCUGCAGGAAUACAGUGGGCUCCUUCGAAUGCAGCUGUCAGAAAGGCCACAAACUGCUCACUGACGAACGGACCUGCCAAGACAUCGACGAGUGCUCCUUCGAGAGGACCUGCGACCACACCUGCAUCAACUACCCUGGCAGCUUUGAGUGCUUGUGCAACAAGGGUUACAUCCUCUAUGGCCUCACCCACUGCGGAGAUAUAGACGAAUGCAGCAUCAGCAACGGGAGCUGCGAGCACGGCUGCAUUAAUACUCAGGGCAGCUACGAGUGCGUGUGUCCGCCUGGUCAGAAACUCCACUGGAACAAGAAAGACUGCGUCGAGGCGGUGAAAUGUCUGCAAAAUGGGAAGCCGGCGCCUCGAGCCCAGCUGACAUGCACCAAAAGUGCAGGAGCGGAGGUGUGCUCGCUGACCUGCCCCUUUAAUGCCCUCUUCCUUACAGACUCGGAAAACAGCUACACACUGAGCUGCGGAGUGCCGGUUCAACCUAGUAAAGGCCCUCAGAAGAGGAAUGCCACGGCUGCUUUACCCACCUGUGCUGACACACUGAUGCCACCCAUCAAGCAAAAGGCCAGGUUUAAGAUCAAAGACGCCAAGUGUCACCUGAAGCCCCGCAACAAGGAAAAGCACAGAGAUUCAACCAGGCAGAACCUGCAAGGAGGCCAGUUUCCCUGCACAGACGAUUGCCAGGUAACGUUUGUCAACUUCAAGUGUGACUCUUCAAAAAAGCGCCGGCGAGGACGCAAGUCUCCUUCAAAAGAGGUUUCCCACAUCACGGCCGAGUUUGAGAUGGAGAUGAAAGAGGACGAGGCCUCAGAUUUAUGUGAUGUGGAUUGUGUUCGAGAGAAGAUGAAGCAGAAGCUGCAGAGUGCCAUGCGAACGCUUCGGAGGUCCAUCAACAAGCAGCAGUUUUACAUCCAGUUCUCUGGGACGGAGUACGAGGUAGCUCAGAAGCCAUCGAGGAUAUCAGAGGGUGCUGAGUCCUGCAGCACGGGUCAGGUUCUGCGAGAUGGAAAGUGCAUGAGCUGUGGGGUCGGGACGUUCUACAGCGGAGAGCAGGAACAGUGCGUCCAGUGUCCUCCUGGUUCAUACCAGGAUACAGUGGGUCAGCUGUCCUGUGAAUCGUGUCCCAGUGUUGAAGGACAGGGUAUUGCCGGAGCCAAGAACGUGUCUCAGUGUGGAGGACAGUGCCCGGCAGGCUAUUUCUCCUCUGAUGGCUUUCACCCAUGCCAGCCCUGCUUGCUGGGCUUCUACCAGCCUGAACCCGGCCGAGUCCUCUGCUUCCCCUGCGGAGGGGGCCUCAUGACCAAGCACGAAGGAUCCGUCUCGUUCAGAGACUGUGAGGCUAAAGUGCACUGUGCACCGGGACAUUACUACAACUCCAGCACCCACCGUUGCAUUCGCUGCCCUGCAGGAACCUACCAGUCUGAGUUUGGCCAGAACUACUGCAUCACCUGCCCUGGAAACACCACGACUGAUUUUGAUGGCGCCACCAACGUCUCCCACUGCAAAAACCAGCUGUGUGGAGGUGAACUGGGAGAGUACACAGGCUACAUUGAGUCACCUAACUACCCUGGAGAUUACCCUUCCAAUGUGGACUGUGUCUGGACCAUCAACCCACCACAUAAGAGGCGGAUCCUCAUUGUCGUACCAGAGAUCUUCCUCCCCAUCGAGGAUGAGUGUGGAGAUGUGCUGGUCAUGAGAAAGAGUGCUCUGCCCACCUCCAUCACCACUUACGAGACGUGUCAGACAUACGAGCGCCCCAUCGCCUUCACUUCGCGCUCUCGCAAGCUUUGGAUCCAGUUUAAGUCCAAUGAGGGCAACAGUGGCAAAGGCUUCCAGGUUCCAUACGUCACCUACGACGAGGACUACCAGCAGCUCAUAGAGGAUAUUGUUCGAGAUGGCAGGCUUUACGCCUCUGAGAACCAUCAGGAGAUACUGAAGGACAAGAAACUGAUUAAAGCCCUGUUUGACGUGCUGGCCCAUCCCCAGAACUACUUCAGGUACUCGGUACAGGAAUCCAAAGAGAUGUUCCCUCGGUCCUUCAUCAAACUGCUGCGCUCCAAAGUCACCAGAUUUCUACGGCCGUACAAAUAAACUGGGCCACUCCUCAAUCCUGCUAAAGACCCCCUGCCCCCCGCCAUCCUGCAUCAUGCCAAAUGCAGCAAAUUAAAUGUUACCCUCCAGCCUUAAAACCUCCUAAACAUCUGUGUGCAUCUGAAUUCUGUCUCUUAUACGACACUUUUCCUCGUCACUAAUUAACCAACAGUCCCUCCAACAGUAAGUGCAACAUUUUCUGUGAGGUUAGACAGAUUGACAGUUUUUGAAGGGCAGUAUUAAUAGUUUUAUAAUGUAGCAUAAAGUAUCUGAUAUAUUCCAUGUGUAUAUAUUGUUCCUUGAAAACAAUUCUCAGCUAAUAUGCUACCGUGGAGCAAUCCUGCUUUUGUGCCACAUUAGUGUUGUUGGUCCAGGGUGUUAUUAAAUAUUAAAACUGGAUAAAAAUAAUAAAUCCUUACAUCUAAAGUCUAAAAACAUUCUCUAAACCAACUAUGGCUUAACAACAACAAAAAACCUUGGUGUAAAAAUGCAAUUUGGGGUGGUACAUGAGUGAGACUUGGCCUCUUGACCUAAGUGCUUUUUGUAAAAUAAGAAGAUUUAAAUGUUUUUUUUAAAAAUCCCAGCAGUGUAUGGAUACAUACAAUAUGAGGUGUUCUUUUUUGUAUCUAGCCUUUAUGCUAAGCUACGUAGCGGCGCUAACAAACAGCUAGCAGUUACCUGGAAGGUACAGUACAGUACAGAAAUUCAUCACCCAACUGCCAACCAUAUCUUUUCUUUCCCUUUUAUUCCUUAAAAAAAUUAGUCAGUAAUCUACUCCCAGUUUGUAACGAACGCUAUCAGCCAGUCGAUGUAACGGUCAAACACUCCUCUCCCAGGUAUUCCCACAGUUCUGCACCUUCUAUAAUCAUUUCUUUCUUUUUCCUCCAUUUCCUGUAUUUUGAACUGCUUUCUUUGUUUUCUGUGUUGUUUUUACUUUUAUUUUUAUAUUUAUACUGAGCAGAAGGCCACAUCACAAUGUACAUGCAAGGAUGUUUUCGAAUUUCUUAAUUGGCCCAGUGCACGAGGCAGAGCAACAAAACAAUCGGUGCACUCUCAACAUAUUUUAACGCUGGGGAGUAAAGAAAUGUGCAGUCCAAUUCAGUGGAUGUUUAUCCAUUGAAGAACAAGGACAGAUUAAAUGCGGGAAUUAGACAGUCUAUGUAAUUUUUUUUAAAUAAAGAAAAGAUUUAUAACACGAUGAGAUAAACUACCUGCAAGUGACAGAUUGUUAAUUUAGUGAGAAAUGUAUGUGAUGUAACUAAUAUUUGGGACUAUAAUUGCACUUGAAUUUUAGAUUUUAAACUGUAGGAGCUUAAAAAAGGUCUAAGUUACGUAUUUGUUCCUGUGUGUGUGUGUGUGUGUGUGUGUGUGUGUGUGUGUGUGUGUGUGUGUGUGUGUGUGUGUGUGUGUGCACAUCCUGAAAUGCACCACAUCUGCCAAUGGUGAGAAAGACACACAGCUGUGUGGCUUGUGUUAUUGUUCCUUAACGUAAGAUUUGGACUGAAGGGUCAGAACUAAAGUGUGUUCCUCUUUAAAAAAAAAAAAAAAAAAAAAAAAAAAAAAAAUGAAACUGCAGAUCAGUCAAACCGAUGCAGCUCCUACUGGUUGUCAGCUUUUUCACUAGCCCGCUCCUGCUUCUUCCCUUGUACUCUACAUGUGUUAUAGCCACAGAGGGAAAGAAGCGUCAUUGUUAAAGGUUCUUGUAUGGUCCAACAUCAUACAAACAGUACUACUACAACAUAUAUAUUUUUGUAAAAGAAUAGUAUCUGCAUUCAGCCAUUAAUUUGAUGUAUGGUGUCUAUGCUGUGCUUUCCUGUUGUAUGUCAUCUCCAUUGUACUAAUACAUAUGAAAUCCUAUAGUGUGUAUUGAACAUUCUUCUCCAACUCCAGCUGCAUCGUGCUUAUAGAGAAGAGUGUGACUAGAGUAUUAGCCUGAACGCAAACGUAUAGUCUGAACGGCACCUGUCUGUGUAUUCUAGCUUAAAGACAGUGGCUCAUAUAGGCCGUAUUGUUAUCAAUGCUUCUAUAGUUACCAAACACAACAAUAAUCCAAGUCAUCCAUGAACAGAUUCAGACUUAGUGUCUUCUCUUUGUGUUGUCGUACGGCAAAUGAGGUUUCAGUGCUGUUUAGAGAGUGAUGACUUUAAAAUCACCUGUUCACUCUCAUAGUGACCUGGAAUGAAACCAACAGCUCAGGAACCUGCCAGAACAAAGUGAAGCUACACGCAUGGUCCCAGCAGUGAGCUGGUCACGCCAAAGGAUUUCAUUUUAAAAUAAUAUACAAGAGAAUCAUUAUAAAAUUAAAUGUAGAUUUUUUAAAAUUUGCAUUUUAAUAGCACUUGCUGACAGUUGACCCAUCUUUACCAUAACUCCAGCCCUGCCUAAGAAGCUGCCACAUGGACAGAUUAUGGCAGAGCUACUUCCUUUUUUCCCCUGAGAAUGUAUUCUAUUGUGAGUGAGUGUGUGCUUGUUGUGUGUCUAAAUGAAUGUGCGAGCAUGUGUGUGCGUGAGCAUUUUCUUUGAAUGUGUGUACUUUGGUACAUUUUCUAGAGGAAUAAUUUUAACGUUUGCCUUAGUUGAUUUUACCCAAAGAGAAAAAACCUGUAACACAAUGUUGUGCCCAUUGUUUUGGUCCUCGAACAAAACCCCUCCAGUACUGAACAAGUUAAAUAAAAGUGUAGCAGAAAAA
Messenger RNA from Betta splendens (Siamese fighting fish), 6202 nucleotides. RefSeq names its product signal peptide, CUB domain, EGF-like 1 (gene scube1). Gene Ontology annotation, biological process: signal transduction. NCBI's taxonomy places the organism in Eukaryota, Metazoa, Chordata, Actinopteri, Anabantiformes, Osphronemidae. The transcript is spliced from 25 exons. Gene Ontology annotation, molecular function: calcium ion binding. The coding region runs from base 154 to 3513 and encodes 1119 amino acids. The record is from RefSeq and is a predicted model, not a curated record. Gene Ontology annotation, cellular component: cell surface.